GCUUUAAACUCUUCUUGCUGGAUCAGAGGCUUUAAAAUCUUUUUUCAUCUUCGAGCUGUGGCUCGGGCUGCUCGUCGGCUCGGCCUCCCCCCUCUUGCUCUCUGCCUCGCCUUUCCCCAGGACUUCGCUAUUUUGCUUUAAAAAAAAAAAAAAGGCAAGAAAGAACUAAACUCCCCCCCUCCCUUUCCUCCAGCCGGGCUGCACCUCUGUCUUGCACUUUGCACGGAGAGAGCGCGCGAGGGAGAGAGAGGAAAGGAAAAAAAAAUAAAAUAAAAAGAGCAGGCAGAAGAGAAGGCGAGAAGCAUGAAGUGUUAACUCCCCCGUGCCAAGGCCCGCGCCGCCGGACAGCCGCCCGCCGCGCCUCCAGCCCCGAGCGGCCGCCGAGCGCGCCCCGCCUGCAGCCCGGGCCGGCGAGGCGAGCCCUCCUUAUGCAAAGCGCGCAGCGGAGCGGCGAGCGGGGGACGCCGCGCACCCGGCCGGGCUCCUCCGGCGGCAGGAGAAUGGCAUCAGAACUGGCAAUGAGCAACUCCGACCUGCCCACCAGUCCCCUGGCCAUGGAAUAUGUUAAUGACUUCGAUCUGAUGAAGUUUGAAGUGAAAAAGGAACCGGUGGAGACCGACCGCAUCAUCAGCCAGUGCGGCCGUCUCAUCGCCGGGGGCUCGCUGUCCUCCACCCCCAUGAGCACGCCGUGCAGCUCGGUGCCCCCUUCCCCCAGCUUCUCGGCGCCCAGCCCGGGCUCGGGCAGCGAGCAGAAGGCGCACCUGGAAGACUACUACUGGAUGACCGGCUACCCGCAGCAGCUGAACCCCGAGGCGCUGGGCUUCAGCCCCGAGGACGCGGUCGAGGCGCUCAUCAGCAACAGCCACCAGCUCCAGGGCGGCUUCGAUGGCUACGCGCGCGGGGCGCAGCAGCUGGCCUCGGCGGCCGGGGCCGGCGCCGGCGCCUCCCUGGGCGGCAGCGGCGAGGAGAUGGGCCCCGCCGCCGCCGUGGUGUCCGCCGUGAUCGCCGCGGCCGCCGCGCAGAGCGGCGCGGGCCCGCAUUACCACCACCACCACCACCACCACGCCGCCGGCCACGGCCACCACCACCACCCGACGGCCGGCGCGCCCGGCGCCGCGGGCAGCGCGUCCGCCUCGGCCGGUGGCGCGGGCGGCGCGGGCGGCGGUGGCCCGGCCAGCGCCGGGGGCGGCGGCGGAGGCGGCGGCGGAGGCGGCGGCGGCGGCGGCGGAGGCGGCGGCGGGGGCGCGGCGGGGGCGGGGGGCGCCCUGCACCCGCACCACGCCGCGGGCGGCCUGCACUUCGACGACCGCUUCUCCGACGAGCAGCUGGUGACCAUGUCGGUGCGCGAGCUGAACCGGCAGCUGCGCGGGGUCAGCAAGGAGGAGGUGAUCCGGCUGAAGCAGAAGAGGCGGACCCUGAAAAACCGCGGCUAUGCCCAGUCCUGCCGCUUCAAGAGGGUGCAGCAGAGACACGUCCUGGAGUCCGAGAAGAAUCAGCUGCUGCAGCAGGUCGACCACCUCAAGCAGGAGAUCUCCAGGCUGGUGCGCGAGAGGGACGCGUACAAGGAGAAAUACGAGAAGUUGGUGAGCAGCGGCUUCCGAGAAAACGGCUCGAGCAGCGACAACCCGUCCUCUCCCGAGUUUUUCAUGUACCCAAGGGAAUCCUCUACAUCAGUGAUGUGAAAAACCCUGUUGCCUGAAGUCAAAGAGGUACAUCUUGAUUUCUGAUUUGCAUGUGCUCGUUUGAAUAACUUUUCUGUGAGGGAGGAAGCAAGCAAGCAAGGAAUGCUGAUAAUUUCUUAGGUGUGAAAAGCUCCUGCUUUGGUAAUUGUAGUCUCUGGGUUUCCCACGUAACUGAAACGGUGAUCCGGGAGGCUGAAGGGGAGAUCCAAGUAUGCGGGACCAGCAUGCAUGCAUUUCUGCAUUUAUCUCAUUACGUAGGUGUGGUGGACAGAGUGAUCGAUUGGGUUUGAGGAAACCUCACAUCUUUCGCCUUAACCAGCAUGCAUCUCUCCUGACUCAUGGAGCCAGGCCUGAUGUUAGAACAUCACGCAUUUUGGGUGAAGCUGUACAACCGGCAUCCGUGGUCGUUGGCCAGCUUUCCCUGGGCCUCGUAAACAUGCCAAAUUUACAGACUCUUAGGAUUCACUCCAUACUCACAUUUGGAAAGUUUGGUGUCCCGUCAAAACACAGUAUGUCCCGCCCCCCACCCCCGUAUCCAAAUGUGACUUUGGAGCCACUGCCCGCUUCGAUUAGAGACAGAAGGAAAGAGUGAGAGACGGGUGGGAGGCAGAAGUCUCAUUCUCCUCUAAAAAAAAAAAAAAAAAAAAAGAAAAGAAAAGAAAAGAAAUUAAGAUAUUUAAAUCGGUUCUCAAUUGUAAGCAUCCCAGAGUGAAUUUAAUAAUGAAACCUCUUCAUUUAGAAAGUGAGUCUGACACUUGCACCCCAACAAUUAUUUAGUGUCAUUGUUUUAUGUGUUCUUGUGACCUCUUAUUGGCUAAUGGAACAAAGUUUGAUUUUUUUUUUUUAUUAAAAACUUGCUUGCUGAAAAAUCUGCAUGAAAUACAGUUUUUGAUUUCUAGAGAAACCGAGGAGGGGGGCAAAAGUCACACUGUCAAAAUGCUACUCUUUGUGAAGGAGGCACUUUAAGGAUCCAAUGAAUCUGAGAGUGUUGGAAACCAGAACCCUACUUUCCGCCAUUAUUCAAAAAUAGUGUCAGAUUGCUUACUUUUACACACUGCUUGAAUAACCUGACUGUGAAUAUGUAACUCUGAUUUCUUUCCUAGCCUUGCACGGAAUUAACCUUUUCCUGAAUAGUUCUCGCACACAGAUUUUACCUUGAUGUAUAUGUACCUUGGGGAUUAAUCUGAGUGUCCACACAGUUCCAAUACUUUAUUCCUCUGGUUUUUAUUCCCGUCUUUGGUCUGUGUCUUUAUAAUUGCAAUUUGAAAGCCAUCUAUUAAAUGUGAUGAUCUAGGCCCACCGACAGGUUUUGUUACAUGGAAACCAUCCAUUUUGAGCAAAGAGUUAAUGAACUUUUCAGGCAAGGUUCACACUGGUCCUGACCCUCCUGGUAAUUUUUCAUAUAAGGUUACGGGUGGGAGAGAAAUCAAAUUUCAUCUGUGAAUUUGAUUGACAGGCGAGAGCAAGGAAGAGAAAGACAUUUGGUCAGAUGGGGAAUCUUGGGGGAGGACAAUUCCUCUGAGUUACUCCAGGAUAUUAGAUAUUAUAAGCGGAUAUAUGAAAAGUUCAAUACUUGAUACUCCUGGGAGAGUUACUUAGUGUAUAUUCAGAGAGUCACUUUGGCUAAGGGAUUUCAGUAGUGAAAGUCAAAAAUGGAGAGCUGCUAGCUUUCUUCUCUCUUGCUAAUUUCCACUAUGUACAGCGGGUGGCUCAUUUCUGGCAAUUUUCUAGCUAGAGUAGGAAAAUUAAAUCACACACCAUUUGGGAAGUCAUUUAAUUACCUUUCAUUUCUUCUCAGAAACACAGUCUGGAUUAUAUUAUGGUUCUUGGGCCUAUUACAAAAUAUUCAUCUUAAGCAGUAUCACAAAAAGAUGAAAUUCUCCUUUGCUGCAGCAUCUCCGAUCCUGACUCGCAUUUUCUGUAGGUGCAUGUUAUAUCUUAAGGUGUGCGAAUCUACCCAAAUUGCAUGGUUUGUCAAGAUCGUGCCUUCUAAGGAAGGUCUUCUAACAUGAACGUCCACAGAGACCACAGCUGUUUGAUGUCACAGUUUCCAUGGUGAGCAUCCUUGGGUAACGUGAUGUUAGCGCCUUGGCCAUGGAAACAAGUGAUGAUGUCGCUUGACCCUAAUAAUACCAAAGGUGGCUUUGGAAUCUGCCCUAGGGACUGUCCCUCAGCUUGAAUUAACUAACCCAACUUCCCCUGGUUUGCACCAAUGUUGAAAGUAGGACUUCAAGACAUGUUCUUUCGUCUUGUGUGCUGUAACACUGAUUUGGAAGGUGGUGAUGGAUCUUAGCCUGCUCAUGUCUAUGCUCUGCCCAUUUCAGAUGUUCCUGACAUUGGCUAAGACCCAUCCGGAAGCAACCAAGCCUUACAGAGCUGCCUCGGGGCAGGGCAGGUGGGAUACAUACAUAGGGGAGAGGCCCAUUUGUAGCUUUCCUGUCGCCUAUGGGAGAAGCUGAUGGAACUUGUAUAAAUAGUAUUUCCUGGGUUCGAAGUACCCAUCAGUUUGUUUGGUUUUUUUUCCUCCCCUCUAGUCUUACACUUAGCUGAGUGGACAUGUUUUAUCCUGACUGUACCUAUGCCAAUCUGAAUGCAAAGAAAUGUAAGGAAGGGUUCACUGUUUUAUGAACUGGGAUAAAAACCAAAAGUGAAACGGAACCAAGCAAAGACAGUAGAAGUGUUCAGAAAUCUUUUCAUUUUGUAUAACUUGACCUCCCGUGUUGCCCAUGAAUCAUCUAGAGAAAUAAAACGCAAAGCAUGGUUUCCCGAUGCCCAUUGUCCACGUGGGGGCCUUAGCACAGCCUGUUUCAUUCAAACGUAAAAUGAAGUAUGUCAUAACCAUGUUUCCCUUGCAGAGCCCAUCAAAAUCUUUUACCAGAAAUGGUGAAUCAGGUGUUCUCAUGCAAAGGACAUGUGAAAACACAGACUGUAAGUUCAGAAUUCUUGGUGCCUCUGUUUAGAAAGCCCAAGUGAGAACAGUGGCUGGUCUUGACUCUGUCUUCAUCACAGGCCCCUCAGGGCUUCUAAAUACUCCGUUUUUAAAGUACGCCCUCCAUACCCCCAGGCAACAAGGAACAGAGCGCUGUCUUACAUGCAGACUUGGAGCGGACCAAUCCAUCAAAAGUUCCAUGAGUGUGUCUUAAGCGAAUUACAUCAAUGGAUUUGUUGGCACUGAGAAAAAAAAAGGGGGGGGGGGCAUACUUUCGCUUGAAGCGUGUAUUCCGCGGACUUACUUGUUUGUUUGCUGUUUGUUUAUUUAGGUCAUGCUCCCACAUAACCACCGUCUCACCCCCUUUCUAGACAAAGCCUGCCGAAUGUUCUUUCGGUGGGGACUGGCCCCCUCCUGGGCUGAUGUAAUCAAUCGGGGCAGGUAGAGGAUAACGAGCCAUAUCAAGUCAUAUUUUCCGUGAGCUCUAGGAUACUCUUGAGGGGGCAAUUUAAAGAAAGAAACGGUAUGCAUUUAGGGGGGAAGAAAGGGAAGAAAGAGUUUUUGCAACAAGUACGGCCCUCGUGACUUAAAACAAAGCCAUGCUCCUGUAAAAGAGUGUUCCCGCUGAAAGCACACAUUCAGUCAUUCACCUGCCAGAGCCUCAGAUUUACUGCUGCCGUUCGCAGAUGCCAGUGCUGAAACCCUCUUCACCUGCGGACUGCUGAAUCUUCCAUUUCCUCCAUCCAAAAAUCACUGUCAAGUUGUUGUUUAGUGUCUGCAUUGUUUUUGCUUUUCCUGGCACCUAAUGAAACUAUCAGCAAUAAAUGAGCU
Prionailurus viverrinus (fishing cat) is the source of this 5442-nucleotide messenger RNA. RefSeq names its product MAF bZIP transcription factor (gene MAF). Gene Ontology annotation, molecular function: RNA polymerase II cis-regulatory region sequence-specific DNA binding; DNA-binding transcription factor activity, RNA polymerase II-specific. The transcript is spliced from 3 exons. Lineage: Eukaryota; Metazoa; Chordata; Mammalia; Carnivora; Felidae. The coding region runs from base 429 to 1682 and encodes 417 amino acids. Gene Ontology annotation, biological process: lens fiber cell differentiation; regulation of transcription by RNA polymerase II. The record is from RefSeq and is a predicted model, not a curated record. Gene Ontology annotation, cellular component: nucleus.